GUGCGCUACAACCCGUGAACAUAUGAUCUACACAGUAGAUGUCGCACCAAACUUUGCUUCCCGCGCUGGUUUCCUUUUAUGCUCUAUGGCUUCAUCUCCAUGUUAUUAUGCAUGGGAACUGAAAGACAUUGUCUACAAGUUAAUGACCAAAGAUGUUGAUAUUCUCAACCGGCGCAAUUUAAAUGAAUUGGGUAUGGAGUUGCUGCAUGAAGCAGCUUUUGGUACCAGUGACUCAGGAUGUGGUUUAGGAUAUUCACUGAUUUCACCAGCUGAUCGUAUCGGAUCUCACUCGAUUGAUCAAAUAAAUGAAUAUCAUUCGCGCGGCUUUGUUGGAGAGAAGUGCGUUUUAGGCAUUGCUCAUCCUCAUACCGACACAAAUGGAAUGGAUAUAUUAGAUAAGGUGAAAAGUAGCAUUCAUCUCAAUCCUGCACAUGAGGAAAUUGGUUCAGGCGGUUAUGGGUUUAUUGGAGGUGAAAUACGACGAGAUUUGAAUGCCGCGCCCACAGUGUACGCUUACUUAGCAUGGCCUAUGCGUGUAUCCUGUACAAUUAGUGGUCUUAUUGUCUGUGCAUUGAAUGGGUCAUCCAAUCGUAUAGAGCAUGGCGGAAACGCUUCGAAAUCCUUGCUAGCUCGUACCGCUGAAGAGGAAGACAUUGAAACCGAAGUUGCAGCUUUUCAUAAACUGUAUAUCGAUCAUAGUCUUUUUGGUAUCGCUGUAGCUGGAGCUUGUCCUAAAGCAGUUGGAUCUAGAAUAAAGCGUGUCAUUUCGGUUUUACGGUCUUCAUGUUUUACUGAGGAAAAUCUCAAACAAGCAAAGCAAACUCUAAAGGCUGAUCUAAUGUUCAGAUACGAAAACCCAUUAAAUUCUCUUGUGGAUAUUUCUACUAAUUUGCUUUCAUCAUCAGUUGAUCAAUUUAUAAGACCGAUUGAAGUAGUUGCAGAUUUGGAUAAGGUUGACUUGAAAUCUAUUAAUGAUGCUUUAAACAAAACUGUGACAAAUCAUCAAGCAGCAUUUGCAUUGGUUGGUCCUAAUCUAGGCUUUAUUGAACCUCUCCAGGUACUACUUAAAGAGUAAUUAUAUAUAUGUGUUAUCUUUCUUGCCUCUUUUCGUAAACAAUUUAUCUGACAGUAGACGUCUUGGUAAUGAUACUUUUUGAAAGGGACUUCACGUGGUUUGUAUUCGGGUAUGACGUUAGUAGUCUUCAUGAAUAGUGUUAGUUUUCAAUUUUCUUUUUUACAAAAAUGUAGUUCGAAAAAUAAAGUUCUUCAGUGAUUUUCUUUUUCAAUUUUUUUUCGGUUUUGGGGGGGUCUAAUUUGUUUUAAUGAAAGAACAGUUAGUCAUCA
Molecule: messenger RNA, 1344 nt
Organism: Schistosoma spindalis
Lineage: Eukaryota; Metazoa; Platyhelminthes; Trematoda; Strigeidida; Schistosomatidae
Source: the annotation of a GenBank genome assembly